GCAGAAAUUGUUCUGUAUAAUUAUAGGCUAUAUAGAGUCUAUAUACAGAAUUAUAGCUCUGGCAUGUAGAUCUAUUGUUUUUUCUGCUUCAAUGCUGUGAUCUGAAUGAAUAUACUGUAGCCUCUGGAUUAUUAUCAGUAAGUGCAGACAGCACUGUUUACUGUAGAUGGUUUAGAUAUUGUCAAGCUAGCUAUAUAGCAUUUUAUCAGUAUGUCUCUAUCCAUCCCACACUCUACAGAGACUCAGAAGAUGUCUGACUAUCUCACAAUAGCAAGUCUAAAGAAAUUGUACCACGUCACGUUUGAUGCUCGAAUUAAGUGGCGAAACAUUUUGCUUAUUCUUGACGUACCCUUGGCUACAAUCGACAGUAUUGGCAAUAAAUGGAGCAACAAUCCUGAUGACUGCUAUCGUGAGGGUUUGAUAGAAUGGCUGAAUGAAGGAGGGAAGAGCUGGGAAAAUAUGGUGGAGGCUUUGUCUAGUCCCACCGUGGGCCACGUUUACAUAGCCAAUGCCAUCGAGAAAGAUCAUCUACAGUCUACUGAUGCAAGCAAUCCUACUGAUGGGAAGUCUGAUGAUCACCAGAAGAUCAACGAUGAUUUGACCGUUUUCUCAGACGAGCGUCUCGGUAAAGGUGCAUUUGGAGCAGUCUUCAAAGGCAGCUACAAGGGCGAGAUUUGUGCAGUCAAAGUGCUGCUUCACGAUGCUAUGGAGAUGCAGGCAAGUAUUCCAGUCGGCAAAAACGAAGAAGCUAGCGAUGCAAUUAAUCGUGAGAGUGAUUUUCUCAAGUCGUUCCAGCACCCAAAUGUUGUUCAGUUUCUGUCGACUGCCAAGCACCCCAAAUCAGGUACUACAAUCCUCAUUCUUGAGCUGAUGGAAUGCAAUCUGAGAUCCUAUUUCUCCGGCCUUGGUGAAGAGUCCCUCACUAGCGAAUGUGAAAUUAGCCUAUCCAAAGACAUAGCUUGUGGUCUGGUCUACAUUCACGGCAAGCAGAUUGUCCACCGUGACCUCUGUGGCGAUAACAUCUUGCUGAAGCUAACACGACCAGUGCCUGUUGCAAAGAUUUCCGACUUCGGCAUGUCACGGCUAUAUGAUUCCUCAAAGCUUAGCCACACCCUCACGGCCAUUGGUCACCGUAUGGGGUAUCUACCUCGCGAGGCUCUUCGAUUAGAAGAGGAGAAUUAUGAUAAUAGCCUGGAUGUAUUUUCCUAUGGGGUGAUUGUGACGCAGAUUGUUUGCAAGCUGGAGACAAUCAAAUCAGCCAAGGAUCGAUCAUUCCAUGUUGCCCAGAUCCCUCACACACACAGGUUGAGGAAGCUUAUCGACAGUUGUUUGCAAGAAGACAUGAUCAGGAGACCAUCUGCCAUGGACAUAUACUCGGAUCUAGUGGAGGCAACAAAGAGGGAGUCAAAGGACACUCAACCAGUCAAGAAGGAACACAGAGAACAGAUUGAGCACAACGAUGCUGAGCUGGUCAGGACAGACGCCAUCAUUCAACAGCAGAGACAGACUGGUAGGCGUGGCCUCUUAAGCUAA
Molecule: messenger RNA, 1533 nt
Organism: Halichondria panicea
Lineage: Eukaryota; Metazoa; Porifera; Demospongiae; Suberitida; Halichondriidae
Product: probable serine/threonine-protein kinase DDB_G0271538
Exons: 5
Coding region: 211-1533 (440 amino acids)
Biological process (GO): protein phosphorylation
Molecular function (GO): ATP binding; protein serine/threonine kinase activity
Source: RefSeq, a predicted model, not a curated record